CCACUUUAAAACUGACUGAUCUCUCUGCCACUGCAGCUCAGCUCGCUAGCAGACACCACCUCAAACCCAGAACAGACGAAACCUCACUGUCACUGGCUUAAUUAGCCAGCCAGUAAGCACCGUAUAUUAUACUCCUAUCUAUACAAGUACCUCGUGAACCUCCUGACCUCGAUCGAUGCAUUUCCGUCGGCACCAACAAGCUCGACCCUUGCUCCCCUGCUAGGCCGGCCCUGGCCAUGGCGGCAGUUACGGCGCCGGUGCUGACGCUCCGGGACUUGCUGGAGCUGGCGUGCGAGUCCAGCCGCAGCGACGGCUUCCGCUCCUACCCGCGCCACCUUCCCUCCUCCUCUCCUUCUUCUUCCUCCGCCGAUGAUGUCGCGCGCGACCUCCUCGCCGAGCCCGGCCCCGACCGGCAACUGCGCCGGAGCCCCUCGCGCUUGUCGCUGGCUUCCAUCUUCUUCUUCUCCUCCCCAACCAGGAGCGGGAGCCCCGGCUCGCUCUCGCGGCUCUCCUUCAGGAGCCUCUCGAGGAGACUCCGGGAGGGAUUCUUCUGGAGACGGCGCGAGGAAUUCGACGAGGACGACGAAAGGGACUCUCUCGGGCUCCCGUCUCCGCUCGUCAGCAGCUGCUGCUCCGACUCUGAGUCGGAGCCGCCCGAUGACCUGCGGCUCCAGCCGGAGUCGGAGAAGAAGAAGCUGUCCGAACAGGCACCGGCGACGUCGCCGUCGUCCUCGGGCAGCACGGGUCGCCGCGCCGACGCCGACGCCGACGCCACCGGAGACGGAGGCCACAAGGCGACUGUCGGUGGGGAUGAUACAGUGGAGAUGGAGGAGAAGCAGCAGCUGAGCCCCGUGUCCGUCAUGGAUUUCCCCUUCCACGACGACGGAGACGAAGCGAGCGACGCCGGGACGUGCUCGCCUAGUAAUUCCUUCCAGCAACUCCAACGGUCGUCGGAGAAGGGGACGCUGCGGCACAAGAUCCGACGGCUGGAAGGCCUGGCGGAGGCGGAGGCGGCGAUCGCCCCCGUGGACCUCGAGCCACGCUUCGUGGCAUCUGACUCGGGCAAAUCGCUGCACGACACGCGAACCCAGGGCGACUCCAGCAGCAGCACAACGACAACGAUGGCACUGCCGGAUGAGCACCGAAGCGCCUGUGAGGAUCAGGAGGAGAGCAAGUUUCCCGACGAGCCGUUCCGCCUCCUCGGGCGGCUCCUAGACGACGAGGAAGGCACGGCGGGCGAUUCGGUUGUGGCUACUGUCGACGAAAGACUUCUCCUCGACUUCUUUGCCGAGGGAAUCGACCGCCGGCUCCGCUGUUGGGCGGGUCCAGCGGUCGGCACGGUCAAAAGAUCGUCGUUGAAUGAUCAUGACGAGGCGGCGUUGGUCUGUGUGGCGAGGGAGUGGGUGCGAGACGAAGGGUUACGGUGGGGGAUCGAUGACGUGUUUUUUACGGGCGAGGCGGCGUUGGUGGACAUGGAACGAGAAAGACGGUGGAUGCGGGUCGUUGAGGAGAAACAAGACGUCGGUGCGACGGUGGCGGGGAACAUGGUGGACGCGCUGCUGGCCGAGUUGGUCAAUGACUUGGCGCACGGCGGGACUAGUUUCGGAAGCGUGCAUGGGUCUUGUGGAUGUUAACUUGAGUGUUGACGUGGACAAUGCGAUGUGUGGUUGGGAUUGCGUGCCUUGCGGCAUGGUCAAUGACUUAAACUAUCAGCGAGACCAAGGGGCUGGGCUCAACCUGAGCCUCCAGAAAUGGGCCUCCGGAAUAGUUGCAGCACCUGAAUUUAAGUUUUCUCCCUUAAAAAGUGGAAGUAGAUCCUACUCCAUCCAUAACUUCCAAUUUAGCAUCCCUAAAUAUUUUUGC
This is a messenger RNA of Brachypodium distachyon (stiff brome), 1863 nucleotides long. RefSeq lists its product as uncharacterized. Lineage: Eukaryota; Viridiplantae; Streptophyta; Magnoliopsida; Poales; Poaceae. The record is from RefSeq and is a predicted model, not a curated record. The transcript has 3 exons. Bases 237 to 1634 code for a protein of 465 amino acids.